GCAGGGCUCCCGGAAAAGUUUGUACAUUUCUGCUCGCGUUAUGCUGUGAAAUAUGGUCGGACUAUAGAGCCGUAUACGUAUAGAAAGGAGAAGUACAUAUGUGUGCGUGGAACGACUGGGCGCGAUAGGUGGUGGCGAAUGAGAAAGAGAGAGAGAGAGAACAUUAGAGUAGAGAAUACCGUUAGCGAGCAUGCGCCUAUAGCCACUAUAUCUGAUGGCUCCGCCUUUCUCGGCGCAGACGAUGCCUUUGGGAUUUGUCCCUCGUCGAACCAAUCAGAGAACGCGAUCGGGGGAUGACGCGCGGCGAGGGGGUGAACGAUGGAUGGGGAUAGCUUCUUCGGGGACGCGCGGGUAUAACGGGAGGAGGUAGUUGUGUUAUACCGUGUAGUAGAGCAGGGAGGUAGCCAGCCAGCAGCAGCAGCAACGGAUAACGAGAACUCUGCGAACGCUUACGAGAUCCCGUGACUGCGACGAGUUUUUUUUUUUCCGUGUGGCAUCGCGCGGUGGAAAAUGGUGAAACUGUGAAAAGUGAAAACGCGAGCGAACAACAACGCCGUUGGCAUCGUGCGCUGCGACGACGAAGCAAAGUGCGGUGUCGGGUACACAGACGCACAAACAUCGACACACAUUCGCACACACGCGCAAGCCUAUUCGAAACGUGCUUUAUAGGUGUGACUGCGCAGUCGCCAUAUGCAGUAUGAUGAAAAGAUUGAAACUAGCAUGAAAAUGAAUGUAAAAUGGCAAAGAAAAAGGGCUAUGUAUAAAUGAACACUGUCGGUGAAAGAUACUUCUAUCUCUAAGAGAAAAGAAGUUUAUCUAAGUUUAUACUCGAUUUUGCAAGAGUAUAAAAGAAAACAUGACAGAUGUUAAACCGAUUGGAAUUUCGCCAUCUCAACCACAACAACAACAGCAGUCACAACAACAACCUCAACAACAGCAACAAAUAAUGAUUGCAACUCACGAUUUGCAACAGCAGCAAAAUGUUCAGCAGUCGCAGCAACAGCAUGUACAGCAACCACAGCAGCCUCAACAGGUUCAACAAGCUCAACAAGUGCAGCAACAACAAGUUCAACCACAGCAGCAGAUGCAGCAGCAGGUCCAGUCACAACAGCAAAUGCAAGUUCAGCAGCAGCAGCAGCAGCAGCAACAACAACAGGCACAACAACAACAGCAGCAGCAACAAAAUAAUGGACCGCACAAUGUCGUUCCUACUCAAGUUCAAGUGCAGCCACAGGUAGCUGCAAGCAUGUCUCAACAACAGUUGCAGAAUGCUGUUGCGGUGUCGAUGCAGCAUCAGCAACAAGGAGUAGGUGGUGUGUCCAUGACAUUAUCUGGUCAGCAGGGUGCAACUACUAUUACUACAAUGGCUGCACAUCCACAAGCAGUCCAGGUGAUUCAACAACCGAUGCAGAGUCAAGCUUAUCAUUUACAACAAUUAUAUAAUACUCAAGGCACGCCUUUAUUGAUGCCAGGAAAUCUCGCGCUGCAUCCAGCAGGCAUAAAUCCUUCUUCUAUUCAGGUGAUAACAGCUGGAAAGCCUUUUCAAUCUGCAGCUCAACUGACUCCUCAUAUGCUAACUACGGCGUCGACGCCCGGUCAAGGCGGUGGUCAUCCUGGUGCAGGUGGCACCAAAGUCCAAGGAUUUCCUACCGGUUAUCUACCAGUACCCACAUCUGCUACUCCUGGUGCUGGUCAAACAUUGGUAUUUGGUCAACUUGGCGUAUUGGGUUCACCACAACCGCCGCCUUCGCUGCAACAGCAGCAGCAGCAACAAUCCGCGAAUAAGCAGGAUCAGGUGCAAAAGUAUACAGCCUGCACUGCUGGGACACCCUCUGGUGGAAGAGGUGGUGGUAUGCAGUUUGCACCCUGGCAAUUUGCUCCACAAGUAUGGACUGCUGGAUUACAGCAACCAACCCUUCUCACUGCCGCGCCUAAUCAGAUAUUCAUUCGUGGUCCGACGCAACCAGACAUGUUUAUACAAAGUCCACAACCGAUACAAACGCAUAAUGCUCUUGCGACGCAGCAACAGAUACAAGGUGUGCAGCAGAUAACAGCGGCUAGCGGUAAACCUACUAAGGUAAUGGAUAUUCAACAACAGCAGUCGCAGCAAGGUAAACAGAGUGCGGGCGGACAGCGACCUUUAAGUAUCCUGCCAUCAUCCUUGCAGGCAGUGCAGGCUGCCAAUAUACGCGCCGCUAGUUCCGUCUCUACGCAGACUGUUCACGGAGUACAAGCUACGGUACAAGUACAGAGCGGUAAGAGCGGCGGCGGUGGGGGGAAAGGCCGCGGCAAGCCGAUGCAAUCUCCGCAGCAACAGCAACAACAGCAGCAGCAAACUCAACAAUCGAUACAGCAUCAGCAGGUCUUCAUACAGCAGAAACAGCAUACGCAGCAACAGCAGCAGCUGCAACAGCAGUAUCAGCAACAAGUGCAGUCCUCCCAACAGCAAAUACAACCUAAGCCUAUUAUGAGUAAGAACAUUCGUCUAACGAAUAUGACACUGCAACAACAGCAACAAUCUGGUGUUGUUUUGGGCACAGAUCGUCCCAUUAUGCCGGUAGUUUCGGUAGGUAGCGUUGGAGUUGGAGUCGCUGCCACUUCACAAAUGAAUCAAAUGCCGCAGCCUCAGAUGUCGACAGUACAACAGCUUCCUUUACCGGCUAUCAAUCCGACGAUAAUAGGUAAUCAAAUAGUGAAUGGAGCGUCGCAGGUUCAAGCGAUGCCGAUUGUGAAUGCGACCCAGGAUCAGCCAACGCACGAUAACACCAAUCCGGCUAUAAUGAUCACGUCGCCAGACCGUAAUCCACAGGCUGAAUGCUCCCUUAUACUGCCAUCCACUACGAAUAUUGCUCCAAUGGCAACUGAUGAUAGUGUAAAAUUAGGUUUGAAGAAAGAAGACAUGCCUGUGCUUACGGAAGAAGUUGCAGCGACAGCACCUCAGAUAGAAGUAACAGACGGAGAUCAAUGUAAGACGGCGACGACAAAAGAAGAGGAAGUGAUUACUCCAAAGAUGGAAGAGAAACAGUGCAAUAACCCGUUAGCGGGUCUUGCCAAUGCAGUCAAUGCGAUUACGAAUGGUGUCAUCGGCGAUGAGUCACCGAAUAUGGCGAUCUCGACCCCACUCACAGUGAAUAAUAAACAAGCACCACCUAAAGCUAUGGUGAAGCCGCAGGUCCUUACCCAUGUGAUAGAAGGAUUUGUGAUACAAGAAGCAUCAGAACCGUUCGCGGUAAGUCAGGAAACUACCAAUAUCCUCAAUCGAAACAACACAGCUGUGGAGAGGGAAACUCACGAGGAACCUCCGAAGAAGAAACAUUGUUCUAAUUAUUCGAAUGAAGAAGAUGGAGCCAAUGGACAAGUCAGUAAGUGCGAAAGCUGUGGCAAUGCAGUUGAUGAACAGAAUGUCAAGCUCAAGAAAGAGAAACGGUUCUGCUCAUCAAUGUGUGCAAAGAGUAAAAAACGGGAAACGCGAGAUCGCGAUGGUAUGGAAAAACAGUGGACUGAGAUAGAGACUGAAACUAAAAUUGUCGAUAAUGACGUGGCGAAGAAGAACAGUGAAGAGAGGUCAUUAUCUACAACUACCACUUCUUCUACCGAUGAAUCACUGCCGAAAGUAAAUCCAGUUAAAUGGACGGUGGGUGAAGUGUGUGAUUUUAUACGUGGUUUACCGGGGUGCGCCGAUUACGCAGAGGACUUUGCUAUUCAGGAAAUUGAUGGUCAAGCUCUUAUGUUGUUGAAGGAGGAUCAUCUCAUGUCGGCCAUGAGCAUCAAGCUAGGUCCUGCGUUAAAAAUCGUCGCCAGGAUUGAUUCAAUGCGCGUGGAAUCGAUGUCGAACUCCAAUCCUACAUCGAACAAUUCAUAAUCGUUUACCUAUUAGUAGCAAAGCGACCGUUUUCCAGAAUGUUUCUAGCCUACGGGCUACAGGGUUUGUGCAAGUAUCCGAUUUUCAAAUAUAAGCUUAUAAGAUUAGAAUUUUUCAAUGCUACCGUACUGUAAGCGAUUUUCAUGCUGCACAUGAAAUAAUUCGUUAAACUUUCAACAUUUAUGAGAGACUUUUCGUUUAGCACGAUAGCUACAGUACAAACUGUAAAAUGUAUUUUUUGUAAAAUUAUUUUUAAGCAAAUCACGGCGAAUCGGCAGCAAUAUCUAUUUUUAAUUUAGACUGUAUGGACGAAUAUAUAUAUAUGUGUGUAUAUGUGUAUAUAUACACAUCCACACCAACACACAUACACAAACUGCGUACAUAGAUACAUAUGUAUGUAGAUAAUGUCAAUGUUCCAUUACCAAAUUAUAAAAAUUAUUUUGCAUCUCAGAAAAAAAAAAAUGCCACUGGUUUCUUGCCAUGUUUAACAGCUGUAAAACAACUAUCUAAAUUAACAGAAGGCAAUGUAUUUUCUACGUUAAGUGGAAUUGUUUAUAUUAUUGAGUACGAAAUACAGCAUACAUCUUCGUUUUUUUAUAUAUAUAAUAUACAUUCUUUGCUGUAUAAUGGACAUGAUUUGUACUCUUGAUGGUUCCACCUAUAGCAUAUUUUCCAAUAGUGCAGUUUGAAAAAAUAUUCGUAGACAUUGUAUGUGUUGUGUGUAUAAAUAUGACUUUAUAUAAAAUGUUUUAUAUUUUAUUUCACAAAUGUUCUAUCGCUCAUUAUGUAUAUGUCAUUGAACAUUUGUCAGUAUAGAUUUCAUUUCAGAAUUAUGUGCUAUAAUUAAAUAAAUUUUAUGUGCUUAAUAUAAUACUAUUAUUUUGAAGAUUAUGUAUUUUCAAUUUAAUUUUUUAUUAUUUUUUGAAGUUUUUAUUUUCGUUUCUUGCGUAAGAAAUAAAUGUAUAAAUGCUACCACUUGGUAUAGAAAAUGCGUCGUCUUCUUUAUAAUUUACAGACAGUAGCUUUGCAACUGUUAAAUAUGGCUAAAAAUCUGGUAUUUUUUUCUUAGAUAUCUUAUGCAGAAUGAUAAUUUUUAUAAUUUGGUAAUUGAUGAUAUUGAUCUACAUAGAUAUAUAUCUGUGUACGCAGUCUGUAUUAUAUAUGUGUAUAUAUAAUUUUCCUUUUCUUUCUUAAAAUUUUUGACUAUAUAUUUAUUUUUCAUGCGAAGACCGAAUUCAAUCGAAAAAAUAUCUUCAAAAUAAUAUUAUAUUAAGCACAUCAAUUUUAUUUAAUUAUAACAAAUAGUUUUGAAAUGAAAUUUAUACUAUCUAAUGUUGAAUGAUGUAUAAUGAGCCAUACAAUAUUUAUGAAACAAAGUAUAAAUCAUUUCAUUUUAUAUAUAUAUUCAUAUAUACACAUAUAUCAUGUCUAUGAAUGUUUUUCCCAAAGUGCACUAUUGGGAAAUAUAUUAUAAGUGGAACUGUCAAGAGUACAAAUCGUGUCUAUAGCAAAAAAUAUGUAUUUAAAAAGCAGAGAUGUAUUGCUAUAUUGAUAAUGCUAUAUUUGAAAAACUACUGCUUAUUGUCAUUCGUCGUACUUUCGUAAAUAUGAUUAUGUUUUCGUAAAUAUAAGUUGUGUACUUGACCGAUACAUGUGUAAAUAGUAGACAUAAAAUUUUUAUUUAAUAUACAGAUUUCGCAUAAGACAACAUCUUAAAUUGUUGCUGACGAUUGUCCUUCCAUUAUUCUUAAACUAAUGAAAGGAAAAAAGUAAUUAUAUAUGUAAAAGUUUAUAUUUCUGUCGUUAGCGGUAUAAUAUUAUGAUGAUAAAGUAAUAAGGCAAAAAGGAUUGUUACUAUUUUUAGUAAAUAUCUUAUUAACUAUUAUCUAAAUGAUAUAACAUAGAAAAACCCAUUUGAUAAAAUUUUCGAAAUAUUAUUAAAAAAAUAUAACAUUGAAAUAUAUCAUGCCCUUGAAAUUCAAUGUAAAUAUCAUAUUCAUUAUGCAAAUUCAUAUAAUUAUUAAUUCUGAAAAUAACUAGACAGAUUGCUGUUUUUAUAUAUUUUUUGUAGGAUUAAUUAGUUUUAUAUAUUUCAGUAUUGUGCAAAACACAGAUGCGAGUGUAUUAAAUUUAAUAGGACUCAUUAUGUUUGAAUUAAAUGGUGAUUUGCUAUGCAUUUUAUACAAAUGUUAAAUGUAAGUAGAUGUGUUUUCUUAUGCGUAAGAGAAUCUUAGCGGAGGAAGGCAUGUUUGUAUAUAAUGCUCAGAAACAUCAGAUAUCAUCGAGUUUAUCCCGCGCCCUAUUUAUGUCUAUUAAUAGAAAAUAGAGUAUAUAUAAUGCAAG
Molecule: messenger RNA, 6205 nt
Organism: Formica exsecta
Lineage: Eukaryota; Metazoa; Arthropoda; Insecta; Hymenoptera; Formicidae
Product: histone-lysine N-methyltransferase 2D-like
Exons: 14
Coding region: 857-3862 (1001 amino acids)
Cellular component (GO): PRC1 complex
Molecular function (GO): protein binding
Source: RefSeq, a predicted model, not a curated record